UGGCAGUCUUCUCUCGUGGAUUCAAACGAUCGGUUUUAUCCAACUUGUGUCUAUUUGUUCGAAAGAUUAUUCACUUUGUUUACAAUUAUUUCUUCUAAAAAAAAAAACAAUUUAAAAUACACACUGUGCUUUGUGUUUUAGUGUUGUAAUUUUCCCGCCAUUCUGCCGAAAUUAAAUGAUCGAGUGUUAGCGAAAAUUUAACAAGUAACAUUCUUUAUUGUUUUUAUUAUAGAUUUUUGGAGUAUUGAUACACGUGUCACGUGAAGUUUCACGAAAGUGUGGGUCCUAGGGGCCCUGUUUGGAUUUAAAUAAUUAUAUCGAUAAAAAUAAAGUAGUUAAGACGAUUAUUAAUAUAAAUACGAAUGGUGAACGACGUGAUGAGUGAGUACGAGCGGAUCAAGCGGGCGUGCUUGAAACGCGGUGAACUGUGGGAGGAUCCUGAAUUUCCGGCAACUCAGGCCUCAGUUUUCUAUCAUCAGACACCACCGUUUCAGUUUCAGUGGAAAAGACCAAAGGAACUAUGCAAUCGACCGAUUUUUGUCAGCGAUACACCCACGCAAUUCGACGUAAUACCUGGCAAAAUGGGUGACAAAUGGCUCGUUUCAUGUUUAGGAGUCCUCCAUCUGAGUAAAGGUUUAUUUUACCGAGUAGUACCAGCAGACCAGGGAUUCGGUAACUUCGGAGAAGCGUCUGGAUCACCGACAGCAGAGUAUGCGGGUGUCUUCCGCUUCCGUUUAUGGUGGUGCGGAGCAUGGGUAGAGGUGCUGGUUGAUGAUCGUCUACCAGCCGUUCACGGUCGGCUUGCCUUCAUCCAAAGCCGUCACAGCGACCAAUUCUGGCCGGCUUUAUUAGAAAAAGCAUAUGCAAAAUUACAUGGAUCGUAUGAAGCGCUAAAGUAUGGAACACUUUUGGACGGACUUUCUGAUCUCACUGGCGGUAUUACUGAAAGUAUUGCUAUACGUCAAGAUCCCACUGGAUGUGGCAGAGCACUUGCUAAGCUUCUUGAUAUGACUUCACUUAUUACUUGUACAGUUAAUAAUAACAACAAUAAUCAGCAACAGCAGCAGCAGCAGAUACGUACCAGCAAUGAAAAACUUGCUAAUGGAAUUCAAAUGGGGAUUAAUUACAGGCUUUAUGCAAUCGAGAGGGUAGAAACAUUUGGAGGUGAAGCAAUACAAUUAGUAAAAUUACGCAACCCACUGGGUCCUGGAGGUGAAUAUAUCGGCGCCUGGGCCCGCGGAAGUCUCGAAUGGGACGAAGUGCCGAUCAUCGAAAGAGAUCGUCUGGCAGUUCGGAAUAUGGCUGAAGGAGAAUUUUGGAUCUCGUACUCUGACUUCGUGAAGACAUUCACGCACUUGGAGGUUGUACAUUUGGAUGCCGAAACUUCAAGAGACGAGCCUUCGUUGCACAGUAAACACACAUGGCAAAUGAAACUGUACCAAGGUAGUUGGAGACGCGGAGUUACUGCAGGUGGAUGUAGGAAUAAUCAAGAAACAUUUCACAUAAAUCCACAAUUACACUUAAUUUUGAGCGAAAUGGAAGAAGUUAUUGUGUCCUUGAAUCAACAUUCAAUUAUGGAACCAAAGGUAAUUGGUUUUACGGCGUACACAUUGCCAAAGAGCAGCACAGAGUCAAUAAACAGACAAUUUUUCAAGAAAAAUAAGUCACUUGUCAAUUCGCAAUACACAAAUAGUCGACAAGUCAGUCACAGGUGUCUUCUUGAACAAGGUGGAUAUCUGCUUAUACCAACCACUUUUGAACCUGGACAAGAAACUAAUUUUACAUUAAGAGUUUACAGUAAUAAACCUCUUAAACUCAAAUUACUAGAUACCGUUCCGACGUUAAUAAAAUCAGCUAUUGUCAAGGCUCCAGCUUUAGAAGGCAAAGGAUUUUCACAGUACGAAGCAGUAUUUCUUCAGUUAGCAGAUGAACAUAAGACUGUUAAUGCAUUUGAGCUUCAAGAGUUGCUCGAAGCAUGUCUUCCAAAUGAUUAUAUUAAAAGCUGUGCUUCUAUGGAAGUUUGUCGACAAGUAGUACUUACAAUGGAUAACUCUGGUAGCGGCAGACUUGAAUUUAAUGACUUCAAAGAUCUAAUGUGUAGUUUGAAAUACUGGCAAGCAGCUUUUAAAAAUCAUACAAAAGAAAGAACUGGUAUUCUCAAGGCUGAAAGACUACGUGACGCUCUUAUAGAAGUUGGAUUCCAAUUAAAUACCGAAGUUUUAGCUGUUUUAAUUCUCAGAUACAUGAGAAAAGACGGAACUCUAAGAUUUGGUGAUUUUGUAUCAGCAAUUUUGCAUCUGAGUGAUGCAUUUGCUAUCUUUGAAGGAAAAGAUCCUUUACAAAAUGGCAGUAUAAAACUAAAUUUAUCUGAAUGGCUGAGAUCAUCUUUGAUGUGUUGAAAUUUUUCAA
Messenger RNA from Cotesia glomerata, 2409 nucleotides. It is a transcript of the gene CalpC, whose product is annotated as calpain-C. Gene Ontology annotation, molecular function: calcium-dependent cysteine-type endopeptidase activity; calcium ion binding. Gene Ontology annotation, cellular component: cytoplasm. Gene Ontology annotation, biological process: proteolysis. NCBI's taxonomy places the organism in Eukaryota, Metazoa, Arthropoda, Insecta, Hymenoptera, Braconidae. Bases 363 to 2399 code for a protein of 678 amino acids. The transcript has 13 exons. The record is from RefSeq and is a predicted model, not a curated record.